Symbiodinium natans is the source of this 348-nucleotide messenger RNA. The record is from the annotation of a GenBank genome assembly. Lineage: Eukaryota; Dinophyceae; Suessiales; Symbiodiniaceae.
AUGAAGAAGGCCGGCGCGCAAAGUCACUUUGGGGCACGACAUGACAUGUAUGGAUCCAGCUUGGUUUGCAUCACAACCCAGACGUUGAAUAACAUUUUUUCCCAUGUCAAGGUUCAAGGGUAUGCAGACUUCGUGACCACACGUGCAGAAGAAUUGGAGUGUGUUCUUUCUCGUCAAGUCUUUUUGCCCCAACGACGCUGGGGCGCCCAUGACCCCUUUGCUGGCGCCAGCUUGAUGGCCGCUGACAAGGCGAAACGCAAAGUUGUGAACCUUAUGCUUAAGCUGGAAACUACAAAAUUUUCAGUGCCUUCAGGACAGGCGGCCAUGCUUGAAGCUGACUCGACUUGA